Molecule: messenger RNA, 3231 nt
Organism: Maudiozyma saulgeensis
Lineage: Eukaryota; Fungi; Ascomycota; Saccharomycetes; Saccharomycetales; Saccharomycetaceae
Source: the annotation of a GenBank genome assembly
AUGAGCGAUGCAAGUAUACCAACUAUAAUACAAUCAAUUAAGAAUGACUUAAUAGAAUUAAUAACAUUUAUUCAAUCUAAUAAUAAUAGGAAUUCAUUUCCUUAUAAAACUUUAGUCUCUAAGAUAAAUGAGAAUAUUAAUAAGUUUGAACAAGAUCCUUCUCCAUUAGAUAAGAAUUUAACUAUAUUUAUUAGUUUAAUUACUGAGACUCUUUUACCUUUAAUUAAGAAUAAUAAUUUUCAAAAAAAUGAAUUAUUUAUUAUUUAUUUGAGUCAAAUUUAUUAUAAUUUUUCAAAAAUUUUUAAUUGGAAAAAACUAUCAUGUUAUUUAAAAGUUGAUAUUCAUUUAUUACAUGAUAUAUUGAAUAUUUUAAAUUAUAAUUCAAUUAAUAAUGAGAAUAAUAAUAAUAAUAAAAAUAAUUGGUAUAUGAAUUAUUUAUUAUUAUCAUGGUUGUAUACAAUUCUUUUAUCACCAUUUAAAUUUGAUCAUGAUAAUUUAGAUAAUAAUAUUAUUAAAUUAAUUAAUUUAAAAUAUUUUAAUAAAAAUAAGGUUUAUCAAUCAAUUAUUGCAAAUAUUUUUGCAGAAUUAUAUUAUAAAUUAAGACAAAAAUUNGAAGAAUUUUAUAUGAUUAUAAUAAAAAUUUUACCAAAAUUAUUUUUUAUUGAAUUAUAUUUUCAAAAUUGGUCAUCAUUAGAAGAUAUUAUAUCUUGGUAUUUAUUAAAUUUAAAUUCAAAUUUUACAGAAUUUAGAUUUUCAAUUGCUCAUUCUUUUCAAAAAUUAAUUAAUUUAAUCACAAAAUAUAUGGAAAUUGAUAUUGCAAAAGAUUUAGUUAAUAAAAUAAUUGAAAAGACUAUUAAAUUAAUUCAAAUUGAUAAAAAUUUUAUUAAUAUUGAUCAAUUACAUAGUCAAUUAAUUAUUAUUGCAGAAUUAUCAGAUUUUAUCUUAAAUCAUUUGCCAUUAUCAAAUUUACUAAACAUUAUUAAUAUUAUUUUACCAAUAACAUUUAAAUUUCAAUUAUUAAAUAAUAAUAAUAUUAGUAAUAGUAAAUGUGGUGUAUCUUUAAGAGGUAAUCAAAUUAAAGAUGCCACAAAUUUUAUUUGUUGGUCAUUGGUUAGAAAUAAAUUUUUUAAAAAAAAUAUUAUAACAAAUACAAAAAAUGAUAUUUUAUUAAUAAAAUCCUUAAAUGAUAAUAUUUUUAUUAAUUUAUUAAUGAAUUCUUUAUUCGAUAAAGAUUUUAUUAUUAGAAAAUCUUCAAAUGCUGCAUUGCAAGAGUAUUUAGGUAGAAUCAAUUACAUUAUAAAUGGAUUUAAUCAAAAUUAUAAUCAAGAUAAAUCAUUAUUAAUUUUAGAUAAUUUGACUAUUAUGAAAUUAAUUGAAUUAAAAUUUAGUGAUUUAAACUUAUCUUAUAAAAGAAAUUUAAUUUCACUUAAUACAAUUUUUAAUUCAUCAUUAUUUUUUAAUAAAGUUAUUGAUUGGUUUAUUAAUUAUAAUAUUCUUUCAAAUUUAGAUUAUCAAAUUGUUAAAUUAUCUAUUGAAUCAUUACAUGUGUUCAUGAACACUAUUAAAUCAACUGACUGUACUAAUAAUAAUAACAACAAAAGUAACAAUAUUAUCUCUGAUAUGAUAAAUACGUUAUUAAACGAUAAAUCUAAUUUUAACUUUCCAUCAAAAUGUGCAAGAUUAUUGUAUUUAAUAACAGAAUUAAACGAAUAUUUAUAUAUUGAUAAACACGUACUAUCUGACCUAUACGACAAAGUAAUCUCAUCACAAUGGCACGUAACGAAAAAUAAUGAAGAUUUUUUCAAAUUAUUAUCAAUAAUGAAAUAUUGGAAACUAUAUCUAAAUAAAUCCAAUGGGAUCACAUUCGAUGAUGAAAUGUCAAUUUUUUUAUUUAAAGAAAUUAUUGGAAGUAUUCAAACCAAAAGUUCAUGUAUAUGGUAUGAUGAUUUCAGUAAAUUAUUCAUUGAAAUUUUAAAAGUUUUAUCAAAUGGUUCCAAUGAUUUAUCGAUAUUUAAUAACGAUGAGAAAACAAGAAAAAAAUUCUUUCAACUAUAUCAUAAAUAUAUUUCCUUUAAUAAUGAGCUAGCCUGUGCGUCUUUACCUUCCUUACCUACAAAGGAAUUUUUCACAUUAUUUUUGAGAUAUAAAGAAACAAUGUCAUGCCAAUGUAAAGCAUCAAUGAUUAAAACGAUCACCAAUGAUAAUACUUCUGUUAUUUUCCAUGACAUGUUAUUACCAACGAAUCAUGACAACAUGUUUAUUGAUAUGAUACAUGACUUCUUGGAUGAUCAUACUACUACUGAACAAGGUGAUGUUGGAAGACUAGUAAGAGAAGAGGCAUGUAUACUGGUAGAUAAACAUUUUAAUGAUCUCCCCAGUGAUGUACAAGAAAAAAUUGCCAUUCAACUUUUAUUUUUACUGGCAGAACCAUCUGAAGAAAUUAGCUUAUUAUCAUUGAGUAUAUUACAAAAAAAUGUAUUACCGCAAUUUGAAUAUCAUGAGGAAAGACAUAAUUUAAAUAUACUCAAGUUGAAGGAUAAAUUUUUCUCGAGAGAAUCUGUUAAGUCAGAACAAUUUAAACAUGAAAAGAUUGAAUUCUGGCAACAUUAUGCAGCAAGAGGUGGUGCAUUCCACUCAACAGACCAACAAAUCACAGAUUCUAUAGAUGACUUUAUCAUUUGGUAUGAAGAAACUGUAAAAUCUACAGAUGAUAAAAUUUUAAUAUUUCAUGAACUCAUCAAUUCUAUCCCAUCAGCAGCCGUUAUUAUUCGUGAAAAAAAUGAAUUAGAAAGAUCUAAAAUUAUCAAAAAAGCACUCUUAUGUAUCAAUUUUAUUAUAAGAUUGAUAUCUUCAAAUGUUAUUUUUGAUACCAAUAAUUGGAAUGGGAUCUUAAUAAAGAUACAUAAUUUAUUGAUCAUAAAGGGCUCCACUACAUUAAAAACCACGCUCGUAAAAUUUCUUCCAUAUUUAGCAAUUGCAUAUUCAAACGCAAACUCAAAUGGUCCUGAUCUUUCAUUUAUCAACAGUGUUAUUGAAAAGUUAUUUCAUGUCCUUGAAAAAUCUAGUGAUCAGAAGGACAAAUCUUCAAUUAUAAGGGUUACACUUCAAUCUCUGACUCAGAUAUAUUUGGAAAGAAAGGACUCCGUACCAAUUGAACAUUUGAAAAUACUGAUAAAAUCCAAUUUUUCAAAGGACAAUCUAAAUGUUUCGAAUUAUUAUAUACAUGAAUAA